Messenger RNA from Ornithodoros turicata, 1562 nucleotides. RefSeq names its product monocarboxylate transporter 4-like. The transcript has 5 exons. Bases 418 to 1449 code for a protein of 343 amino acids. NCBI's taxonomy places the organism in Eukaryota, Metazoa, Arthropoda, Arachnida, Ixodida, Argasidae. Gene Ontology annotation, molecular function: monocarboxylic acid transmembrane transporter activity. Gene Ontology annotation, cellular component: membrane. The record is from RefSeq and is a predicted model, not a curated record. Gene Ontology annotation, biological process: transmembrane transport.
UUGUUCGCCACACGUGCAAGCGAUUUUGCCCCCGAUCUACGAAAGUAGCGAAGCUAGUGUUAUCGCGAUGCUUUGCGUCGGGGAGCUCGGCACGUCGCUUGACAUGGUAGGCUCUCACGUUUUAGUAGGUCGCGUUGUCGGCCGUGUCGCGUUUUGGUUGGACAGAAUUUGAAGCGAACAUUGCAAUUGGUCUUUGCGCUGGAGCUCGUUGGGGAUCAACCAUGGGGGAAGUGAUGUAUUUAACGCUCGCUAUAUGAGAUAUUGACAAGCUUGAAGAUCUGCACCACUCGACAAUGUCAGCGUCUUGUACACGCCAUCCUCAAGUCGAGGAUAUCCUGCAGCUCACUUGCCUUAUUGGCCAGCAUUGGGCAUGCCUUCGGUGUGCUUUCCGCAUACUUCGUUGAUACUGUUCCCAGCAUGGUUUUCACCUUCGGUGUCUGUACAGGUCUUGGAGCUGGAGUGGUGUUCAUCGCAGUAGGUGCUUUCAUAAAAGACUAUUUCGACGAUCGCAUGCAGAACGCGGUGCAAAGCGCUAACAUCGUUGCCUUCUGUAUGGCUGGUUGUAUUUUCCCAAAACUUUUGCUGUCGGCACGAACCGCGUACGGCUACGAUGGAUUCAUACUCGUCGAGGGAGCGCUCCUGUCGGUUGUGCCGGUGCUCUGCUGUUUUCUUAAGUUUUGUAGCAGAAAACGAACUCCUCAGCAGCGCCCUCUGUCCACCGUGAGCACCAUCACCACGUCCCAUGAAGUAUCGACUGCGGAGAAACCUCACCGGCCACAGUACACGUCCAUCUUCCGUGCUCCCAUGUUCUACCUGGUCACCGCAUCAAAUGCGGUGUUCAUCUACACCCUCACUCUCUUCAUGUCAUCACUUAUCGAUGUCUCUUUCGACAAAGGAGUCACUCCCACGUACGCCAUAACCAUAAUCCCGAUAUAUUCGGUAACAGACAUUGUUGGAAGGGUCGUGGUUCCGGCGAUCCUGCCGACUAAGCAGCACCGCCGGAUAAUCUUUGCGGUUGACUACCUGGUGAUCGGCACUGUACUCCUUCUGGUGCCUCUUACAUACGACUACGUAACCCUGCUAUUUACUUGCCUGAGUAUGGGAGUGUUCAACGGUUCAGUGAUAGCCCUACAGAGCGUCCUCGUCGCCGAUUAUGUUCACAAAGAUCUCCAGCACUUCGCAAACAUUUUCAUCAAUAUACUCACGGGUUGUUCCUUCCUCACCAAACCCUUUGUCGCAGGCGUCUUCAGGGACGUGUUGGGCUCAUACGACCCUAUGCAGCAGAUGCUCGGUUCCCUGGUGCUGCUGAGCGGGGUCGCUUGGGUCGGCGUCAACUGUGUCAGGAUAACCUCCCGGAGAGCUACUUGGACUAAGGAUAAGCAUAAGCCACACACACAUGAACCUACAGAUGUAAGCCUGGUCAGGUAUCAGCUCCUGUAUGGAUAUUAGUCACUGCUCAGUCACGGGUAUCAACUAAGCUCUCGAUAAAAACAGUGAAUGCAAAAAGAAGAAAAUUCAUUCAGUCGUUGACAACGACAAUAAAAGAGAAGGCUUUUAUCUCA